Molecule: messenger RNA, 2501 nt
Organism: Varroa destructor (honeybee mite)
Lineage: Eukaryota; Metazoa; Arthropoda; Arachnida; Mesostigmata; Varroidae
Product: glucose dehydrogenase [FAD, quinone]-like
Molecular function (GO): oxidoreductase activity, acting on CH-OH group of donors; flavin adenine dinucleotide binding
Source: RefSeq, a predicted model, not a curated record
UAUAGUAUUAGCAGCCAGCAAGAUAUAUACUAAUGAUUUCUAAAGUAGUUCUAAAAGCAGAUCCCAAUUAAGGUUCAGCGCUUUCUCCGGCUUCUAGCUGAAUUGCUAUAUACCUGACAAUGGGAUAGAAUCAAUUUUGCAGCCAACAAAGUGCGUGAUUAAGUGAAACGUUAGCAGGAGUUCGUUGAAAAGGAAAAAUGAAUCGAGCACGAUACGCCGGACUUUUACCCAUUAUGGCCGCUUUUUUCUCCAGGUUGGCCAACGAGAACGUCGAGUUCCAGAAGAAAGUUCUCAAUUUUAGCUACGACUACAUUGUUGUUGGCGGUGGUUCAGCUGGAGCGGUCAUCGCCAAUCGAUUGAGCGAGGAUCACUCCAAUACCGUGCUCCUUCUUGAAGCGGGAGGCACGGAAAACCAACUCUCGGAUGUGCCGCUAUUGGCAGCUGCAUUACAGGGAUCAGUGCUCGAUUGGCAGUACGAAACGGUACCGCAGACCAAGUCAUGUUUUGGUCUAAACGAUCGACGCAGUAAAUGGCCGAGAGGAAAAGUUCUCGGGGGAAGCAGUGUUCUCAAUUAUAUGCUUUACGUGAGGGGGUGCCACGAAGACUAUGACCAGUGGGAAUUGUUGGGGUGCGAAGGUUGGUCAUGGAAAAGCGUGUUUCCAUACUUUCUAAAAAGUGAGGACAAUCAAGAUUCUGAUAUACAAAAUAACGGUUGGCACGGAAAAGGUGGCUACUUGAACGUCGAACGGCCAAAGUUCAAUACUGAAUUAGCGCAAGCUUUUAUCGAAGCUGGAAAAUACUUAGGUUAUCAGGAGACAGACAUCAAUGGCGCGCGAUGUACAGGCUUUAUGAUCCCACAAGGUACGAUUCGAGGUGGAGCACGCAUGUCAACUUCUACAGCUUUCCUUGCGCCGGUGAAGGAUCGUCCCAACCUGCACAUAUCGCUCUAUUCUAUGGCCACCAAACUAAAUAUCAACAAAGAAACAGGCCGUGUUGAAUCUGUCCUUUUUGAUCGCUUCCAAGUGCCAACGUUAGCCUAUGUUAAAAAGGAAGUGAUUGUAUCCGCUGGCUCAAUCAAUUCGCCUCAGCUCCUGAUGCUCUCAGGCAUCGGUCCUUGUGAUCAUUUGACUUCACUGGGCAUCGAGUGCAAGGUGAACCUGCCCGUAGGUGAAAAUCUUCAAGAUCACAUUUUCGCUGGCGGAGUAAAUUUCAUUCUGAAGGACCCAGUUUCGAUUGUGCAAUCACGCGUGUUUACUAUGGACAUUAUACAAGCGUAUCAAGCUAAUGGCACGGGACCAUUGGCGCUUUUGGGCGGCGUCGAAGGACUCGGCUUUAUUAAUACGAAAUAUGCUGAUCCGUCGAAGGACUGGCCCGAUUUUGAGUUUCAUUUUGCCUCUGGUUCACCUGUGUCCGAUGGAGGGCAAGUUCUUCGAUUUGCACAUGGUCUUCAGGAACACGUCUGGAAAGCCGUCUAUUCAGAACAUAGCUACGAGGACAGCAUUUCAAUCUACCCCGUGAUGCUACGGCCUAAAUCCGUCGGAUGGCUCAAGUUGGCUUCAUCUUCACCAUAUGAUUAUCCCAUCAUCGAUCCAAAAUAUCUUCACCAUCCGGAAGACGUGUUAGCUAUGGUCGAUGCAAUGAAGAUUUGCAUAAAACUUGUGAAUACGCCUGCUUUCCGCCGCUACAAUGCUCAACUAUGGGACAAGCCCUUUCCUGAAUGCAAAGAUUAUGCUCUGUACUCAGACAAAUACCUUGCCUGUGUUGCUCGUACCUACACAGGUACGCUUUACCACCCAGUUGGCACUUGUCGAAUGGGGAAGGCCAACGAUUCUCGUGCCGUGGUCGACCCGCGGCUCCGCGUGCAAGGUUUGAAGAAUCUACGCGUCGCAGAUGCCUCCAUUAUGCCCACCAUUGUUUCAGGAAACACCAAUGCCCCAUCUAUUAUGAUAGGCGAGAAGGCUGCCCACAUGGUCCUGCAAGAUAACAGAAGCGCUAAUAAUAGCACUAGCCGUUGGCAGAGAUCGAUGUCAGGCAGCGCGGAUAUAAAAAGCGAAAAGCAUACACAGAAAAACGUAUCACAGCCAUCUGUCAUUGGCAUCUGAAAGCCGUCCCGUUAUCUCGCUCUGUUUUCCAUAGACCAAACCUGCGAAUUAUAAUAUAUAUAUAUUCACGUGUCCGUUCCCGAUACGUAAUUAAUUUUCAUAUAAUUUAUGUGCACAGAUAUCAUCGUGUAGGAUGAAGGGAAUACGCGUGCUCUGUCGCACUCGCGUGCGCAUCCUGUCGUCCGGCAAGAUCAAAUCCAGGGCUGCACGGGGUUUGUAACCAUCACAGUAAUUAGAUGAAGUCGGAAUUUCGUUAAAAGCAACAGUGAGUGAAGGCACUCCGUGUGGACGCCUUGCGGAAUGGAUAUCCUCCUAUUAGUUACAAAAGAAUGGAGUUUGAUGCGCGUUCCACCUAGAGAAAACACAGAAAUUCAAUAAAGUAUGGAGUAAAAAUGCAUC